Syzygium oleosum is the source of this 1306-nucleotide messenger RNA. RefSeq names its product cell division control protein 2 homolog. Gene Ontology annotation, cellular component: nucleus; cyclin-dependent protein kinase holoenzyme complex; cytoplasm. Lineage: Eukaryota; Viridiplantae; Streptophyta; Magnoliopsida; Myrtales; Myrtaceae. Gene Ontology annotation, molecular function: cyclin-dependent protein serine/threonine kinase activity; cyclin binding; ATP binding. Gene Ontology annotation, biological process: regulation of meiotic cell cycle; regulation of G2/M transition of mitotic cell cycle; signal transduction. The coding region runs from base 180 to 1064 and encodes 294 amino acids. The transcript is spliced from 9 exons. The record is from RefSeq and is a predicted model, not a curated record.
UGUUUUCGUUGCUUCCGUUUGACCGAUUUUCUUACGGAACUUCUGUGUGGAGCCGUUAGGCUAGCAUUUGACUGACUUUCUCGAGGCGUCGUGGUCGUUGAUUGUCGCUUUGAUGCUGCCGUGCGAUGAGAGGAAAGAGGUUGCUGUUGCAUUGCGAGGCAUCUUUGAACUGGACUUAAAUGGAUCAGUAUGAGAAGAUCGAGAAGAUCGGGGAAGGAACUUAUGGCGUGGUCUAUAAGGCUAUCGAUCGCUCCACCAAUAAGACGAUUGCUCUGAAGAAAAUUCGUUUGGAGCAGGAAGAUGAAGGGGUGCCGAGUACUGCAAUCAGAGAAAUCUCUCUCUUGAAAGAAAUGCAGCAUGGAAACAUUGUCAAGUUGCAGGAUGUAGUGCACAGUGAGAGGCGUCUAUAUCUAGUUUUUGAGUACUUGGACUUGGAUUUGAAAAAGCACAUGGAUUCAUGUCCAGAAUUUUCUAAGGACACCCACACAAUAAAAAUGUUCCUUUAUCAAAUCCUGCGCGGCAUUUCCUAUUGCCAUUCUCAUAGAGUUUUACAUCGAGAUCUGAAGCCCCAGAAUUUGCUGCUAGAUCGCCGUACUAAUUCACUGAAGCUAGCGGACUUUGGGCUGGCCAGGGCUUUUGGUAUUCCUGUUAGGACAUUUACCCACGAGGUGGUGACUUUAUGGUAUAGAGCUCCUGAGAUACUCCUUGGAUCCCGCCAUUACUCAACACCUGUUGAUGUGUGGUCUGUGGGUUGUAUAUUUGCAGAGAUGGUGAACCGGCGGCCACUAUUUCCUGGGGACUCUGAGAUUGAUGAAUUGUUUAAGAUUUUCAGAAUAAUGGGCACGCCAAAUGAAGAUUCAUGGCCCGGGGUGACUUCUUUGCCUGAUUUUAAAUCAACCUUCCCUAAGUGGGCUCCACAGGACCUAAAAACUGUUACGCCGAAUCUUGAUCCAGCCGGAGUUGAUCUUCUUUCUAAAAUGCUCUGCAUGGAUCCUAGAAGAAGAAUAACUGCCAAGGUCGCUCUUGAGCACGAGUACUUCAAGGACGUUGGAGUGAUACCGUGAAUAUCGUUGCCUUACUUACUCAGUGAGACGUGACGUGUCUAUAUGGAGUUUGUAGCAUAUUAAUGGCUUUUGAUGGUGUGAAAUGUGAAUCUUUGGAUUUUGGAUUGUCUUAGCGAGCAAAGUUCAUCUCUUAUAUCUUUGGGUCCAACUUACCUCAUGGACUCCUUUUCGUUUCUUCUUGUUGCCCUUCCUUUAUUUGACUUUUCCAUUCUGAAAAGGACAAAUGCAGAUUUGUUUUCAUC